Messenger RNA from Prunus mume (Japanese apricot), 1277 nucleotides. NCBI's taxonomy places the organism in Eukaryota, Viridiplantae, Streptophyta, Magnoliopsida, Rosales, Rosaceae. The record is from RefSeq and is a predicted model, not a curated record.
ACUAAUUACAUUUUAUUUAUUUAUUGCUACUUUGCUUCAUGCAGAAAAAUGCCCCAUGGUUAUCAGUGCCCCAAUUUGGGGACUGGGAUCAGAAGGGCCAAGUCCCAGACUACUCUCUUGAUUUCUCAAAAAUAAGGGAAAUGAGGAAGCAAAACAAGAGAGAUGUGUCCAGAGCCAGUCUUGGAAAUGAAGAAGAACUCAUUGCCACAAACACAGCUAAUGUGGAACCUCCCCACAAUGACCACCACCCCCAUUACCAUCAGAGGCACCACUCUCCCACUACUCGAAGGAGCAUCUUCAGCUACUUCAACUGUUGUGUGAGAGCCUGAUGAGCAAGUAGACUGUAUGUUGAGGGGAUUAACUUACCUCCUUGGCCUUGUUAUGUGUUUCAUGUUUUCUACUUUGAGAAUGGGUGUUAUUUUUCCUAACCCCACCCCCUCAUUUGUUCUGUGUUGUUGGAUUUGGUGAUUAGUGGUGUUUCUGAUUUUUCUUUGCUCAUGUUUCUGCUCUCUGCAUCAUGUAAUGCUGCCUUGGCCUCUUUAACAAAACCUUGCAUGUAUGUAUGAUGCAAGAUGCCUUGGUGCUUCUCCCUCUGUAGUCUCUAUACGUUGUAUAAAAUGUCACCCUGAAAAAUUUAUUUCAUAUUAGUAGAAAUAGAAGUUGUUAAAGAGUUUCAAAGUUAGCUUAAGGAUUGGUUUAAUCUGAACAGAGAUAAAUGAUGUCAAGAAACUAUGAUGACCAUCAUUGGGUUAAUUUGGAGAGGUAAUGUUCAUUUACCAUCAUGAGUGAACCAUGCCCAAUAUGAAAGUAUUUCGACCAAGGGAAAAAACCAUCAUAUAAGUUUCCACUUCGCAGUCAAUCCGACUUAUGUAUCUAUGAAUUUUGGAGAGAAGGAAAUGGGAAAAGAGAAGAGAGACAUGAAGCAUAGGCUACUUUUUCUUGCAAAUUUCAUCCUUUUAAGAAGUGGAUAAUGCUUCUUUCUAAGACCAUCGCCAAUUGUAAGGUCAUCUCAAACGUAAAAGAUGCUAAGGGGCUGCACCAGACUGUCAAUUACAAUUAUAAUGCGCAGAAGAAGAUGAGGUCGUUUGAGUUAGAAAAGACCAAAUAGCAAAUUACAUGGAACAGAGAAAAGCCCCAAAUUAAACGCAUCAAGAGACGAAGAAGAUCGAGCAAUAGAUACGAAGAAGAAAGCAAGAUAGGGAUACGUAAUCAAGAAAAGGUCGCACAAAGAAGAAAGAAGACACGAUAAAGCUGGAAGACAAAGUGUAUAUCCCUUU